AUGGGAAGAACCGGUGCGAAUGGAACGACUGAUGAAGGAUUGGAAGUGGGUGGAACACACGUGGAAGAGCAAGAGGAAGUAAGAACUGGGGAUACAGCAAGGCCGCCUCAAUCUGUGUCGGAAGAGGGGCAGAGUGAGGAGGAGGAGCAGGAAGAAGAGGCUGGAGAAGGAGGAAGUGGGGUGAUGGAGGUUGAGGGACUAGCGGUGAGCCCGGAGCUGCUAGUGCCGGUGGGAGGGACGGGCGACAGGAGGAGCGUGCGGAGAGAGAAGAAUCGCGUGAGGUGUUUGCGGAUGAGGCAGAGGAGGCACUGGCAUCAGCAGCAGGAGAGACAACAGAGUUCCACAGCAGAGCCCAGCAGCAGCAGCAGCAGCAGCAGUAGCAGCAGCAGCAGCAGCAGUGAAGAGGACCUUGUGAGUGAGGGCCUCCUGUGUGCGGUGUGUCUGGACGUGUACCUGUGUCCGUACAUGUGUCACCCGUGUAAACACAUCUUCUGUGAGCCCUGCCUGAGGACCCUGGCCCGGGGCAUUCCCACCAACACCCCCUGUCCCCUCUGCAGGACCACCAUUACUCAUGUCUUCUUCCAAAAAGAGCUGAACCAAACGGUGAGGACAUUCUUCCCCAAGGAGUACCUGUCCCGGAAACAGAACUUUCAGAAAGCCUCGUGUGCCAAAUGGCCUCUCCCCAGCUGCAGGAAACUCUUCAGGAUGUUUGGAGGUUUCCCAAGACAGUGGAGUCCGAUGGCGCGUCGCCGGUUCUCCCCUCACGGUGGUGGGUUCCGAGUGGACCCUCUGGACCCUCUGGAGCUGGAGGAUCUCGGGGAGAGACCGGCUGCAGGCUGGAGACUGGACAUGGACAUGGUCAUCAUCUACAUCUACUCCGUCAACUGGAUAAUCGGCUUCCUCAUCUUCUGCCUCCUCUGUUACAUCUUCUUCCCGUCUCAGUGA
Knipowitschia caucasica is the source of this 945-nucleotide messenger RNA. The record is from the annotation of a GenBank genome assembly. NCBI's taxonomy places the organism in Eukaryota, Metazoa, Chordata, Actinopteri, Gobiiformes, Gobiidae.